Nicotiana tabacum (common tobacco) is the source of this 432-nucleotide messenger RNA. Lineage: Eukaryota; Viridiplantae; Streptophyta; Magnoliopsida; Solanales; Solanaceae. The record is from RefSeq and is a predicted model, not a curated record.
AUGACUAACAAUGAGACCGAGAACUUUCUAAAUCAAGGAACAAAGGUUGCAAAAGUACCAGACCGAAAUCUGCAAGCUGCUUCCCGAGUUCGACGAAUGCCAACUCGGCCAAAUCCCCUGAACCUGACUUGGGACUGGCGCAACCGUAUUGUCACAUAUUUGCAGGACGACGUACUCCCAAGUGAUAAAAAAGAAGCCAAAAAACUGAGAAUGCAAAUAGCCAGGUAUAGCAUCAUCCACAAUGACCUGUAUAAGAGAACGUACGGCGCCCCUCUGGCGAAAUACUUGGGCCCAAAUCAGACGCGGCGCAUUCUUGAAGAGGUCCAUGAAGGUAAUUGUGGAGCUCAUUCCGGCAAUCGGGCUUUGAUCAGAUGCCUCAUACGGGCAGGGUAUUACUGGCCCAGAAUGAAAAAAAGGCCGCGGACUUCGUGA